Tetrahymena thermophila SB210 is the source of this 2778-nucleotide messenger RNA. RefSeq lists its product as hypothetical. The transcript has 4 exons. NCBI's taxonomy places the organism in Eukaryota, Ciliophora, Oligohymenophorea, Hymenostomatida, Tetrahymenidae. The record is from RefSeq and is a predicted model, not a curated record.
AUUUAUUUUUAGCUAGUAAAUAAAACUAAUAAUUACUUUAUUAGAUAUAUGGCGAACGCUUAGCACUUCUAAGAAUUGAUUUAGAUUCUAUAAUAAGAUGGAACGAAGAGGUCUGUUUCAGAGCUUCAAAAAAUGAUUGAAAUAUGCAACAAACAUCUUGAUUUUUUCUAAAAGUAUAAUUUAAAUGCUUUGCUAGAAGAAGAUUAAAUCUUAGACUUCUACAGAAACCUUUCUUUAUUUAAAUUCAAGGUGCCAAAAAAAUAAACUUAAAAGCCAAAAUAGCUUUAAGGAUAGGGAUUGCUUUUUUUGCUAGAAGGAGAGUUGAGUAGAUACAUAGUUAAUAUCAGAAAUGAAAACUAGUAAGAAAAUGAAAAAAAUGUAAACAGUGAGCCACUGUACUCACUACAAACUUUUUCUCCUGGAGAAGAAAUAGGGUAGAUAAUGGAUUUCUUUAAAAAAUCUUAGGCUUUUAGAAUUGAGAUUUCUUGUGUUAGAGAUUGCUUAUUUAUGCAAUUAAAUUAAGGUUACUUUUAAUAGUAUCUAGAAUAAUAAUUGAAAUAGUUUAACUAAAGCUAAGUAUAUUUUUUAAGAGAUAUUACUUAUUUCUCUCAUCUGACUCGUGAUGAGAUUAUGUUGAUCUAUAUGACCAGCAAGUAUCAAUAAAAUCUAAAAGGGGAUUUAGUUCAUAAUCCAUAAAAAUAAAAAUCGACCUAACCAGGCACUAUUAAGAUCAUAUUAGAAGGAGAGUUUUUGGCUAGGUGUCAAGUAUCACUCUAAUCUAUUGAUUAUUUGAAUUCUUAAAAGACAGAUUUAUCAUCACUUUAAAAAAUUGUUUAGAAAAAAAAUGUCUACAACUCAUUAUUUUUACAAUCUCCUUUUGAUUUUUUUGGAUUAGAAUAUUAUAAUCUUAAUUAAAGUGAAAAUAUUUCUCAAGACAGCUACAAUUAUGAAAUUAUCUGCCAUUCUUAAUUUGCAAAAAUUCUUUGUAUUUGGCCAAGUAUAAUUUAAAUAAUUAAUAACAGCCAUUUUGAAAAAUAAAUGAUUUAACUUAAAUAAAAUUAAAUGAAUCUUAUAAAAACUAAACUUUCCAAGAUUUUGGAUUUACAAAACUCUAUUACUAAAAACAAAAAGAGGUAGAGUAAAAUUGAAUAAAAAUCAUUAAGCUCGCUUGAAGUUCCAACUGAUAUUUUAGGUAAUUCUCCUCAAAAAAGUUAGAAUAACACAAUGUUAAAAAAUUAGACAAGUGCACCUUCACAAAUUGUCUUGCCAGCCGUUUUUUAAGAUGAAAUAAUGCUUAAUGCUUUAAGUUCAAUAAAAUCUAUAAAAGAUCUAUCUCAUAAUAAUAAUUAUAUUUAAGCAAAAAGACAAAGUCAGAAUAAAGACUCUAACGAAAUUUUGAAAAACUCAAAUACUAUCGAUGUAGUAUCAGCAUUUAAGUAAAAUAGAAAAAAUAGUUUGAUUUAUGAAACUGAAAGUAGAAAGUUAAAUGAACAAAAAUAGAAUUUACAACUUAAAAAUAAGCAUAAGAAUGAAUUAAAUUAAAAGAGUGUUGAUUACAUUUCAUAUGACUAAAUAAACAAAUAGAUAGAAAAUUUAUUCAAUUCGGAAAAGCAAUCUGAAUAAAUAAAUUUUAUUAGAAACCAAAAAAAUCAGAAUAAUAAUAAUGAAAAUUAAUUGGAAGAUAGAUAAAAUUCAUUAAGUUUAAACAAAAGAAAUUCAUAAAGUUACAGAAAGAAUACUCACUUUUUUAUACAUCAUUUAAAGAAAACGAUUGAUAGUGGUAAUGUAAUUCCUCAUCAAAAACAAAACUUAUCAAUCAAUGAUUUAAAUUAAGCCAACCAUGAGGAUUAAUUUGUAAACAAAAAUAUAUCAUUUUAAUAUUUACUUCCUCAUGUGGAUUCAAUUUAAAACUUAACUGAAUUGUCAAAUAAUAAAUCAAGAGACGAACUGAAAGCAAAAAAGAAAAAGAGUAUCUAUUAGUAUGAAAAUUAAAAUACAUUUUUACCUAAAUUAAAUGAACUCAAAUAAUCAUAAAAUUAUUAUCAUGCAAAUAAUUCAAGCAAAAAAGAAAUUUCUAAGCUUUACUUACAAAACUUAGAUCUCUCAUCUCUUAAUGAAGACUCUUAAUCGUAUAAUAUAAAGUAAGAUAAACUAAAUAAUAGCAUUAUUCAUUAAAAUGAUUAGAUAGUUAAAGCUUUGAGAAAAAAAAUAGAAGAAGAAAGUAGUCUAACUCAAAGAAAGAAAGUUGCUUCAUGUCAUGAAAACUCUUAAAGCUUACUUUAAAAGCAAUUUUAAAAUAAGAUCUACACUAGAAAAAAAAUAAUUAGACCUAAUUAGGAGGACUAAAGCACAGAUAAAAAACUUUCGGUAGACAAAUCAAGUAGAAGAGAGCUCUCUGUGUAAGAAAAUAAAGCAAAAAAGAAGGAAUAAUAAGAUAAUAAAAGAUUUUAUUUAUAAAUUGAUUAAAGUUUAAGAUAAAAAAUAGAAUUCGAUACAAUAAAAAAUACUUUACUUAAACACACUAAUAACUAAUCUUAUACAGAAAUAGUCUCUUCAAAAUUAGAAUCUCAAAAAGAAAGAUCACCUUAGCAAAGCUUACAAAAAUCAGAAAAAAAGAAUAGUUUAAGCAAAAAUUUAAAUAAAUUAAUAGAUUAAAUUCACAAUUCUUAAAACUAAAAAAAGAUUACAGUGAACUAAAGUUAAAAAUAUUAUGAUGGAAUUUAAAAUAAUUCAAUUGUUUUAAGUAAAUAGAUUGAUUUAAAUCUAACAUCUAUAUGA